AUGUGCUCGACCGACCGGACGACCUCCAGCCAAGAGUACCUAGUGAAACCGUCCAUGAAUGGCAUGGACGAGAGGAGCUACAUACUCCAGCAGCAACACCAGCAGCAGCUACAGCAACAGCAACAGGCAAUGAAUGGAGUCGACAACCUCAAAAACUGUCCAAAGUUUGCCAGUUUCAAUUACAUAAAUUCAAUUAUUGGCAGUGGUGUCAUUGGUAUACCAUAUGCGUUUAAUUUAUCCGGCGUUGGAAUGGGAGUAAUAUUAUUGGCAUUAGUUGCUAUUAUUACCGAUUAUUCUUUGGUUCUCAUGUUAAGAAGUGCACACAUAAGUGGCUCUUUUUCAUACCAAUCUCUAAUGAAAUCAGCUUUUGGCAGACCUGGGUUUGUUGUAUUAUCCUUUCUACAGUUUAUUUAUCCUUUUAUAGCGAUGAUAAGUUAUAAUAUAAUCGUUGGGGACACUGCAACCAAAGUCUUAAUUAGUUUGUUUUCGUUGCCUCAUGACUCUAUAUUUGCCCAGCGGUAUUUUGUCAUAGCAAUGGCUACAAUUUUUAUUACAACCCCUUUAUGCAUGUUAAGGAACGUUGCAAGACUAGCCAAAGCAUCUGUAGUGUCAUUUAUCAUGGUACUGGUGAUUUUUGUAGCAAUUGUCGUCAGAUAUAAAUCUCUACACGAUGCCAUGUCCACAGCAUCCGAAGUUGGAGACAUACACACCUGGGAUUUUGCUCGUCCUGGUAUGAUUCAAGCUAUUGGAAUAAUGUCAUUUGGUUUUAUGUGUCAUCACAACGUGUUUCUAUUGUAUGAUUCUAUUGAAGGAGCUAGUCAAACUAUUUGGAACUAUGUAACUCAUUUUGCAGUUACUAUAUCAUUUUUACUAAUGGUUGCUUUUGGACUAGUCGGAUAUGCUACAUUUGGUGAUCUUACUCAAGGUGAUUUAUUGGAAAAUUAUUGCUGGAAUGACGAUUUGAUUAACAUAUCAAGGUUACUGUUCUCAUUAAUAACAUUGCUUACAUUUCCAUUGGAGUGUAUGGUAAUUAAAGCUGUUGUCGAUCAGACCCUCAGGGGUGACACUAACCCUAUACUCAAUCCGAUGUCAAAAAAAAGACAUGCUAUCAUAACUAUAUCGAUCCUAGUAGCAACUUACUUAAUAUCUAUAUCCACUAGAUGUCUUGGUAUCGCCUUAGAAAUAAAUGGAGUAAUGGCAGCAAUUCCACUAGCAUUUGUUUUACCAGCCGCUAUUUAUAUUAAAAUCUCCAAUGAUUCAUGGAAAAAAAAGAUACCUGCAUUUUUUUUGGCCUUGUUUGGAAUGAUUAUAGCAGUUUCUGGCCUAACAUUGGUUACGAUUGAGAUAUUAACUUCGACUACCACAGAUUCUUGUGAAAAUGACAGCAUGAUGGACCACUGCAACAUAAAUGAAACACAUCAUAAUUUUCAACCUGUGACAUCAUUAAGUUACAAUUUAAUUUAAAAGCUAAAAACAUGAAUAACUUUUAAAUUAUUUUAUUAUAUAUUUAAGAUCUCUAUAGUAUUUGUCGACAUAUUUUUAGUGUCAACAGAAAAAACUAUACAAUAACAUAAAUAAUUGAUAUAAAUUAUAUAAAAUAUUGAACAUGCAAAAUACAAA
Molecule: messenger RNA, 1620 nt
Organism: Sipha flava (yellow sugarcane aphid)
Lineage: Eukaryota; Metazoa; Arthropoda; Insecta; Hemiptera; Aphididae
Product: putative sodium-coupled neutral amino acid transporter 11
Exons: 9
Coding region: 1-1464 (487 amino acids)
Biological process (GO): amino acid transmembrane transport
Molecular function (GO): amino acid transmembrane transporter activity
Source: RefSeq, a predicted model, not a curated record